This is a messenger RNA of Labeo rohita (rohu), 1131 nucleotides long. RefSeq lists its product as uncharacterized. The record is from RefSeq and is a predicted model, not a curated record. Lineage: Eukaryota; Metazoa; Chordata; Actinopteri; Cypriniformes; Cyprinidae. The transcript has 3 exons. Bases 196 to 822 code for a protein of 208 amino acids.
UGAUAUAUUUUUAGGCCCAUAUCGCCCAUCCUUUCCUCCAACCCUAAUCUAACUUACCUAAACAAGUUAAUCGAGGUCUUUAGGAUCACUAGAAAGUAACAGGCAGGUGAGUUUGAUCAAGGUUGGAGGUAAACUCUGCAGGAAAAUGGAUCUCAUGGGCCAGAGUUGAGAACCCCUGGUUUAGAUCCUACUGUUAUGAUGAUGCUUGAGGUAAUCUGUGGGCAGGUGGCGUACUGUAGUGGUGCAGACACUACUCUGAUUACAUUUCAGGAGCAGGCACGUCAAGAGCGAUUACAAACUGUUUUAAAAAAUUUGUUGGACUGUGUGGAGGAUGCACGCCACAACCUCACCCCUACUCCUACCCCUACCCGGCCAGGGUCCAUUAGAACAGGCUCUAGUGGACCUGCUGGGCUUGUACAUACAGGGAUGACCUCAGCCUCUGGAAAGCCAAGUGAAUCUCCUGGUAUUAAUACAGGGACAAAUAGGCCUCCCCCAGCACCCACUGUCAACAAUGAAAUGCAAAGAUCAUUUCCUGGACUGUUUUUAAAAAAACAAGGAAAACGCCGUUUUCAAGAAGCAAAAUCAAUACGGACGGUCUCCAUACAGUUCUUUUUGCUCCCAGAGCAUACUGACAGAACUCCUAAGGGGGCAGAGGAGCUUAGGCUGCUCCAGGCAGGCCUUGGACGAAGGGUUGUAUCAUUGCCAGAUAAUGCUACUCAUAAAGAGAUUGUCAGUAUCCUUGAGAAGGAGUACCAUAAAAUUAAGCAACUAGCUGGCGGUUGGCUUUGCUAUAAAGCUGCAGGUAUGGAGAUUGUUGUUUGAUAUUAUAGGAAAAUACAGAUACUAAGAUUCACUACUCUAUCAUUAGUAAGUACAAUAGUAUGUCCAUUUGUUCUUCAGCAAAUGCAGGAAUAUGUCAACACAUGCAGCAUGCUGUCACCCUUUUUACUCUUUACUUCAAAUUUUGCUAUUCAGGUCCAUAUAUUGUGCUUAAUAAUAGAGUGUUUCUUUAAAAACAAGGUGGAUGCGGGCAAAGAAAACUGACGGUGGUGCCACCUGAGUCUGAGGGCUAUACAACUAAGUGUUUAAAAGCGGCAUCAAGCAAUGGAAAAAUUACAUUAUACAUUGUUC